Molecule: messenger RNA, 2592 nt
Organism: Formica exsecta
Lineage: Eukaryota; Metazoa; Arthropoda; Insecta; Hymenoptera; Formicidae
Gene: spin
Product: protein spinster
Exons: 10
Coding region: 226-1806 (526 amino acids)
Biological process (GO): transmembrane transport
Cellular component (GO): membrane
Molecular function (GO): transmembrane transporter activity
Source: RefSeq, a predicted model, not a curated record
ACAGGAAUGGAGAAUAUUUAGCGCACAUCCAGUGUAUACGUGUACUCGUAUUGAUGCAUACAUAUAUAUACCCCGUAUAUAUUUCUGAUUGCUUUCGAUCCCACUUUGGAGUUCAAUUAAAGGUGGUGUGAUGCGCGUGGUGUGAUGCUCGAAAGAUGUCUGUGAUCAGUUUUUUGUCAUCUUAUAGCAAGAUAACGACGGGAAUGUCAAGGAUUUUGUCGCGUCAUGGUAGACGAUAAAGCGUCAAUUACCACGGAAACCAAGUAUCGUAUGGUAAAUGUGGAUCGGGACGAUAACUCGAGGAAGACGCGCGUAAAAGCAACGAUGCCUUCGGAAUUGAGAUCAAUCAGCGCGAGUGACUGGAUCACAGUCAUCGUUCUCUGUUUCGUAAAUCUUAUAAAUUAUAUGGACCGUUUUACGGUCGCCGGGGUACUGACUGACAUCAAGAAGGAUUUUGAUAUUGGUAACGAUUUGUCUGGACUAUUACAAACUGCAUUUAUCUUGAGCUACAUGGUGUUCGCACCAUUAUUUGGAUACCUGGGAGAUCGCUAUAGUAGAAAAUUGAUAAUGAGCGGUGGUGUAUUCCUAUGGUGCUUAACGACAUUUAUUGGUUCAUUUAUGAAGAGAUAUGGAUGGUUCCUAUUCUUUAGAGCUCUUGUUGGUAUAGGAGAAGCGAGUUAUUCUACAAUUGCACCAACAAUAAUUAGUGAUUUAUUUGUGAAAGAUGUACGUUCCAAAAUGCUUGCCCUAUUUUACUUCGCUAUUCCAGUUGGAAGUGGUUUGGGGUAUAUCACAGGAGGUGAAACAGCUCGUAUCACUGGUAACUGGCAAUGGGGGUUACGCAUUACUCCUAUAUUAGGUAUUGUAGCAAUUCUACUGUUACUUACUGUAGUCAGAGAUCCUAUUAGAGGUGAACGAGAAGGUGGCGUUCAUUUGACAACUACCACAUGGUCGUACGACAUCAAGGAGUUAUUGAAAAAUCCAAGCUUUAUGCUGUCUACUGCAGGAUUUACUUGUGUGGCAUUUGUCACUGGUGCUCUGGCAUGGUGGGCGCCGACAUAUUUACAAUAUGGUUUUAAAUUACUUCCUUAUAAUGUGAAUAUCGAUGCAGACGACGUUGCAUAUAAGUUUGGAUUAAUUGGUAUGGCAUCUGGUCUAAUAGGUGUACCAUUAGGUUCUACUAUAGCACAAAAAUUACGAGUCUAUUGGCAACAAGCUGAUCCUCUAAUAUGUGCUAUAGGUCUUCUAAUAAGCGCUCCUUUUUUAUUCUUUGCUAUGAUUACUGCCAAUACAAACUCUACUCUCUGUUACAUAUUAAUAUUCUUUGGUCAAUUGUCAUUAAAUUUGAAUUGGUCCAUCGUAGCAGAUAUGUUAUUGUAUGUAGUAAUUCCUACAAGGAGAUCUACGGCAGAGGCAUUCCAAAUUCUUAUAGCACAUGCUCUUGGAGAUGCAGGAAGUCCUUAUCUUAUUGGACUUAUAUCAGAAGGAUUAAAGUCCACUCUCUUACCAGAUUUAGGUAUAGGAGGACAAUCUGCUGUUCAUGACAAUCAAAACAUCAUCGAGUUUCGUAGUCUACAAUAUGCAAUGUUUCUUACAAUGUUUGUAGAAGUACUUGGUGCUCUGUUUUUCUUCCUGACAGCAUUACAUAUACAAAAAGAUAAAGCAUUGGUCGAUCUUGCUAUUGCAGGUGGAAGUAUUUCAGACUCAGUAUGUAUUUGCAACGACGCAGUUGACAGUGAAUUACAAAAUGAUAGAAAUACGAUAUUAGAAUAUAAUAGGCAUUACGAGGAACCGUCUCAUAUAUAGGUCUUGUAGAAUCUUAAUACUUUAGAUAAGUUAUGGUUAUUACGAGUGUACAGUAUAGUUCUAUCAAACAUAGAUAUCGAUUUGGUUUUAUAAAACAAGAUGUCAUAUAUGACACAAAAAUAUAUGUUCUGUAUACAGAACGUAUCUGAAGAAAAUCUCCAUAUAAUGAUAAUGAGUAUCCUCAGAGAGCUAGUUGUGCAAGUUACCACCAUUAAUAGUGUACAAAACAUUCGAUUCGCAAACAAUGAAACUCUUAGGAUGUGAAUGAAACGCCGCCUUUAUAAAUUGUACAAUAUUUUUAAAUAUUAUAUUUUUAUAAUCGCUCAUUGCAAAUUCAUAUUUGUAGCAUAUUACUGAAAUCAUCAGAUAAUAGAUGCAAAUUAUAUGAAUGAUAAUACAAUUAAUACAAUAAGACUAUAUUACUGAAAUCAUUAUAUGUAUAAUAGAUGCAAUUAUAACAUAGUAUUACUGAAAUAAUCACAUAAUAGAUUCAAAUUGUAUGAAUGAUAAUACAAUUAAUACAAUAAGGCUGUAUUAGUAAAUAAUUUGCAUAUAAGAUGUGUAAGUAUUUUCUGAUUAAAUUAUAUCAGUAACAUUCACACUGCUUCGGUAUUAAACUAUAAAAAUACUCACAGUUGUGUGGUUCUUUAUAAAAAAACAUUGUUAUGAAUUGUAUUCUAUAAAACUAAUAUAAAAAAUUAAUUAAUAUAUAUUACUAUUAAGUUUGCCAAUUUAACUAAGCCAGAGGUAAAUGUAGAUAGACAUUUCGAUAAUUAUAAAUAUGAA